CUCUAUCCCUCUCUAACGCUCACAGUCAAAAACCCUCGGGAGAUCCAGAGCCUAAACCCUUGACGUUAACAAUAAGCAAUGUCGUCUUCAUUAAUUCCUCGCCGUGUGGUUUCGGCGAUUAUUUCGAAUUCCAGUAAGAAAUGUUAUAAUCGGAGAUUUCUUUGCUCCGGCGUGUUAUCGAGCCCGCCGAAGGAGCCGAUCAGUUCGUCGCAGACAGUUAUCUCCGACUCACCUCCCCCUCCCCCUCCAACGGCGCCGGAGGUGGAACCGUCUGCUGCUUCGAGUCCCCUGUGGAGAAGAGCGUGGGACGGUUUCAACAAUUCGAGUUACUGGGAGAGCACAGUGUGGACCCUUUUCAAGGCCGGAAUUAUUACCACUGUUACGGGGGCCACUGUUGCUGCUGGUUAUGCAACUUAUGCUUACACAUUGGAUGAAAUAGAUGAGAAGACUAAGAGGCUGAGGGAGCCGGCAAAUCAAACCCUUGGAAAUGAUGCUUCUGCCAUUGAUAAAUUUCAGAGUUUCCUAUCCUCGACUGCAAAGACAGUUCCUGCUAAAGCAAUUGAAUUUUACUUGGAUCUGAGGAGGGUAUUGGAAGAACAAGUUCGAGGCUAUACUGAACCGACUUCUGAUAAGCUUCUUCCAGAUUUGCAUCCUGCGGAGCAACAUGUUUUUACGCUUGUUCUAGAUCUAAACGAGACAUUACUUUAUAGCGAUUGGAAGCGUGAAAGAGGCUGGCGGACAUUCAAAAGACCCGGAGUUGAGGCAUUCUUGGAACAUAUGGCCAAGUUUUACGAAAUUGUCGUGUACUCUGACCAGCUUAACAUGUAUGUUGAUCCUGUUCUUGAAAGGUUGGAUAAGAACCACUGUGUACGGUAUCGGCUAUCAAGGGAUGCUACAAAGUAUAUGGAUGGCACACAUUACAGGGAUCUUUCAAAGCUUAACAGAGAUCCAAGAAAGAUUAUAUAUGUGAGUGGCCAUGCACUGGAAAGUUGCCUUCAGCGAGAAAACUGUGUACCAAUAAAGCCUUACAAGCUUGAGGGAGAUGAUACAGCACUUUUGGAUCUUAUUCCAUUUCUUGAAUAUGUUGCUCGCAGUAGCCCGCCCGAUAUCAGAACAGUUUUAGAAUCAUAUCAAGGGAAAGACAUUUCGAAAGAGUUCAUUGAGCGGUCCAAGGACUACCAGAGGAGAAUGCAAGAACAAAGGCAGCAAGGUCGUCUCUGGCGUCGGUGAUGUCGGAAUAUUGAGACAUAGAUUUUAUUUAAGUUCUGGGAAUGAUGUAAUUUGCGGCAAAAAACGAGCAUAUCGAGUUGAAGUUGAAGAUUUGCUUCAUAUCUUGCGAGUGGAAAUCAGUUUCCAAUAAAAAGCAGACGAUUGAAUAGCGGAUCUAGUAGUUUUGAAUUGCAAUUGCAAUUGCAAUGGUUUUGAAUUUCAUUGUAAUAGACUCUUAUGGGAAAUUUUGAUUCUAGUAGCGCGAACAAACAAAUGAUGCAUCAGUUGGACGAUAAACUCAACGUCAUUAUUCUUGAACAAUCGAACAAUUUAGAGUUGGGUCUUC
Tripterygium wilfordii is the source of this 1555-nucleotide messenger RNA. Its product is annotated as mitochondrial import inner membrane translocase subunit TIM50-like. Bases 79 to 1230 code for a protein of 383 amino acids. Gene Ontology annotation, molecular function: phosphoprotein phosphatase activity. The record is from RefSeq and is a predicted model, not a curated record. Lineage: Eukaryota; Viridiplantae; Streptophyta; Magnoliopsida; Celastrales; Celastraceae. The transcript is spliced from 10 exons.